CGGAGCAAAGCGGCGGCCAGGGCGCAGGGGGGCGGCCCCCACCCCGGCCGGGUGCCCGGCCCCUGGCCCCUGCUUGCCCUCCAGACUGCCGCCGCCGCCGCCGCUGCCGGGAGUCUGCCUGCUGCGGGACUCACUAGUCCUCCCUCCAUGGAGUUCGGCCUGCUCAGCGAGGCGGAGGCCCGGAGCCCGGCCCUCUCGCUGUCAGAUGCGGGCACUCCCCACCCGCCACUCCCAGAGCACGGCUGCAAGGGCCCAGAGCACAGUGACUCGGAGAAGGCCUCGGCUUCGCUGCCCGGCGGCUCCCCGGAAGACGGCUCGCUGAAGAAGAAGCAGCGGCGGCAGCGCACCCACUUCACCAGCCAGCAGCUGCAGGAGCUGGAGGCGACCUUCCAGAGGAACCGCUACCCCGACAUGAGUACGCGCGAAGAGAUCGCGGUGUGGACCAACCUCACCGAGGCCCGCGUGAGGGUGUGGUUCAAGAACCGGCGCGCCAAGUGGCGGAAGCGCGAGCGCAGCCAGCAAGCCGAGCUGUGCAAGGGCGGCUUCGCCGCGCCACUAGGGGGGCUGGUGCCGCCCUACGAGGAGGUGUACCCGGGCUACUCGUAUGGCAAUUGGCCACCCAAGGCGCUCGGCCCGCCGCUCGCCGCCAAGACCUUCCCGUUCGCCUUCAACUCAGUCAACGUGGGGCCUCUGGCUUCGCAGCCCGUCUUCUCGCCACCCAGCUCCAUCGCCGCCUCCAUGGUGCCCUCGGCCGCAGCCGCCCCGGGCACCGUGCCAGGGCCCGGGGCCCUGCAGGGCCUGGGCGGGGGGCCCCCCGGGCUGGCUCCGGCCGCAGUGUCCUCCGGGGCAGUAUCCUGCCCUUACGCCUCGGCCGCUGCAGCCGCAGCUGCAGCCGCCUCCUCCCCCUACGUAUAUCGGGACCCGUGUAACUCGAGUCUGGCCAGCCUGAGGCUCAAGGCCAAACAGCACGCCUCUUUCAGCUAUCCCGCCGUGCCCGGGCCGCCCCCGGCCGCCAACCUCAGUCCGUGCCAGUACGCCGUGGAACGGCCCGUAUGAACGGCCCGGUCCGUCGACCAUCCCCGAGGGCGGGGGCGAGAAUUCACAGCCUCCCCGAACUGGGGUCGUCUUGACUGGCUUGCCCCUACCCCGGGGUCUGAGAGGGGUGCUGGGGCAGCUCGGGGAGGGCGGAGGGGUGGGCGGCCAGCUCAGGAGAGAGCCUCCCCCCGGCCGGCCCUGAGGGAUGGACUGGGCCCUACACACCCUACACACAGUCCACGCCCCUGGGACUAAGGCCAGCAACAGGGACCAGUUCCCCGGGGGCCAAGUGACCCUUGGCCCACCCCGCCUUCUCCAGACUCCCCUCCCCCAUUUUCAAAGAUAAAUGAAAUAAACGUGCGCGGACUG
Messenger RNA from Odobenus rosmarus divergens (Pacific walrus), 1404 nucleotides. It is a transcript of the gene PITX3, whose product is annotated as paired-like homeodomain 3. NCBI's taxonomy places the organism in Eukaryota, Metazoa, Chordata, Mammalia, Carnivora, Odobenidae. Gene Ontology annotation, biological process: regulation of transcription by RNA polymerase II; anatomical structure morphogenesis. The transcript has 4 exons. The coding region runs from base 148 to 1056 and encodes 302 amino acids. Gene Ontology annotation, molecular function: DNA-binding transcription factor activity, RNA polymerase II-specific; RNA polymerase II cis-regulatory region sequence-specific DNA binding. Gene Ontology annotation, cellular component: nucleus. The record is from RefSeq and is a predicted model, not a curated record.